This is a messenger RNA of Toxoplasma gondii ME49, 10761 nucleotides long. Its product is annotated as phosphofructokinase domain-containing protein. Gene Ontology annotation, molecular function: 6-phosphofructokinase activity. The record is from RefSeq and is a predicted model, not a curated record. Gene Ontology annotation, cellular component: cytosol; 6-phosphofructokinase complex. Gene Ontology annotation, biological process: response to glucose; glycolytic process. Lineage: Eukaryota; Apicomplexa; Conoidasida; Eucoccidiorida; Sarcocystidae. Bases 1 to 10689 code for a protein of 3562 amino acids. The transcript has 21 exons.
AUGCUGUUACCACCAUCGAAAAAUCUGUCUCCACUGGAGGCAGAGCGCCUCCACGACACGCCUCAGCUGCCGCGCUGCUUUGCGUUUCCUUCGGCGCCUCUGCCCCCAGCUUCGGGCCUGCCUCUCUACCCUGGUGUCUCUCCAUCUCAGCGCGAGACUGAGCCACCCGACGGCUACUCGAUCUCUCCGUCUCUCCGGGCCGCUACGCCCUUCGUGGAAGUCUCUGCGCAUCUUCGUCACCCUCUCCACGGGCGCAGCCCAGGCCUGUCGCCGCCUCUCCGGCUUUCCUCCGCACCCGUCAUUCCCUUCUCUCCCUUUGUCGUCGAAGAAGUUCACUUAGAUGUUCAAGUAUUGGCCGAUGGCCAGUCGCAGGUGGUGGAGAGACGCCGGGGACGAGCGACAGACAGCGAUGGUGUUGACGGCACUCCGCAGGCGGCUCCAGAAAUCAAAACGCGAGUUCCAGAAUACGGGAGGGAGGAGACACAGCCAAGUCGGCUUGAUGGUGAAGCAAUGGCGGACAAAAGGGAGCAACCCGUGAGGUCAGAGAGAGCUUGGAGAGAAGGCGCUGUGACAUCUCGAGAGACUGGACAGUGGGGACAGGGAGGGCGGUCUUCUGUCGGGGCAGCAAAUGUCUCUCGGGAGAGUGUUCGCGACACAGAGACAGACCUGCCGGCGCUCUCUCCGGUUCCCCACUCUGCUUUGCAUUCGUCACCUUCGGGAAAGUCGGUCCCCGGAUCGGGGAGGCCCACGCAGUGGCCUGGAGGUCCCGAGGCAGGUCGAGACUCUGAGGCAUCCUGGGCCGGUCCGGGGGCUCCGUCUGGGCCGGCUGCAGGUGAGCCGAGGUCCGUCCCCACUGGCACCGCGGGGAAGAGGCGCCACGGGCCGGAGAGACACCGGAGGGAGACAGGAAAGAAGAACGUUGCUCAGGUGGCAGCCGAGCUUCUGGACUUCGAUCCGCAGAUCUUGCACCACUAUCCGAUGCUGGCGAACGAGCAGGCUCGCAUCUACCAGUUUGUCCAGCGUAGGUUCAUCCGAAAGGUCGAUGGGUCGCGUCCCGACUCGCAGCGGUCUCUUGACACUCGAGGAUGGCCCAUUGGGGCCCCGCACCCCGCGACGCGCUCCGGAUCCGCGCACAGUCGUCCUGGAAUGUCUCGAGGCAUGCCCAACGCAAUUUCGCUUCCGAAUCUCUCGCAUGCAGCUUCGGUCCUCGCCGCUCUGGGGGCGCAGCGGCUUUCGGGGCGCUACGGCCUCCUGCGCCAGAGCAACGGAGACAGUGGACCGGGGACGGGUGGAGCCUGGGGAAAGCCUGGGGUGUCACCGAGCGGUGAGGUUUCUUCGCUGCUUCAAACUGGUAGCGGAGGCGGCCAGUCGGAACCUAUGUUUGAAGAACAACGGAUCGGAGAGAGAGAUAACCGUCUGAGUAGCCUCGCGGGCAACCCGAGGGCGGCCAGGAGCGAGCACCGCGUUUUGGAGGGGCUGCCGGUGCACGUUGUCUCUUCCUCGUCUUCGCGUCUCUCUUCACUGUCGAUCUUUGCUCACCAAGGGGGAGUUCCAGGACAGAACACCCGAGAUGACGGAAGCGGGGGAAACGCGAGUUCCUGCGAAACCAUGUGUGGCGUGGAAGUGCGGACCUGUCUGUCGGAAGUAUCUGGCCAAGACGCGUUCGGGCGCCGCGUCGAAGGCACCGAGCGAGACGAGGGACAUGUCGCGUUUCUGUCGACUUCUGCCGUACCAAGCCCCGUCGUGGAGGCGGACUCCCCCGCCGAGCAACCAGAGGGCGACACUCACAUCCAGGAGUCAGCAGAGGUGGAAUCCGGUGCGUUCGGUGCGGAGGAAACGGCCGUUGAGAUUCAAGGCGAACGUCGAGGCAACGAGAAAGAAGACUCCUCUACGCAUGCGUCGUUCUUCCCGAUCUUCCCAGCACGCACUGAGAAGAAGCUCCUGCCUCCCCUCCGACUUGGAGUCAUGGUCGGGGGUUUGGCGCCUUCGUCGGGUGUACACAACGUGAUUGUCGGCCUCUUGCACUUUCUCCGGGACUUUACGCGCCCUAUCCCCGACUGCGCCUGCAGGCGAAACUUUGCUAACGGUGAGGCCCAAGAGGAGGCUGCCGGGACUCUGGGGGAGGUGCUACCGUCUCCGAAGGGCAGCAGGCUCCGCGGCGCGCCGCAGACGCCAAUUCGCCUCUCAACCUCUGAGCCGUCGAACCUCGCGGUUCGCGGCGAGGCGGAAGAGGGGGGACAUGCCGAAGGAGAAGAACUCUGGCAGACGCCUGCGCGAGAGGAAUUAUUUUCUGGAGCCUCAGGAGACUCUGCGAAACCGACGAGGCUGCGCCUCGACAGUCCCCACACAAACACACCCUCCCAAGCAGCUGCUUUCGCAUCCACCGUUGCGUCUUCGUCCGUUCGUGGAGAGGGAGACAGGAGACGUGGAACAGGAGAAGGGAGAGGCCUCCAACGGUCAGGGGGCGAAGCGGAGUUGCGCGACAACAGUGUGUGCAGGUGCAGCAAACUGAUAGGUUUUCUGGACGGCGCACUCGGCCUCUCAAAGGAUGAGUCCGUGGAGCUCACAGAAGACAUCGUCGCCAACUUCUUGAACAUGGGCGGGUGCGAAUUGCUCGGAUACCGCGCCUUUAAAUCUCUUACCGACUUCUCCAUUAGCCGAAUUCAACAAGUCUGCGAAAAACACGGCCUUCAUGGCCUCGUGAUCGUCGGAGGCGCGGAAGACCUGCAGGCCGCCACACAGCUGGCGCAUCGGUUUUUGCAAGAAGGCCUGCGCACCCGGGUCGUGGCGGUGCCGCACAGCGCGCGAGGCGACUUGCACUGUGAGGAGUUUCUUCCAAUAACUCUCGGCUUCGACAGCGCCCGGAGCAUGCUCUCUGAAUUCUGUGGCAAUAUCGCGCUGGACAGCUCGAGCAGCAAGAAGUACUAUCACUUUAUCCGGUGCUCGUCGAGCAACCUCACUCUCGAGUGCGCUCUCCAAACCAGACCGACAAUGUGCUUAACAGGCCUCGAGUGUGACAUCGAGGGCUGGAGUUUAGAGCGAAUUAUAGAGGCGAUCUGCGACGUCAUUGUGAAGAGGCGGAAGCUCCUGGGCAAGCGCUCGGGCACCAUUCUCCUUUCCGAGGAACUCGUCGAAAACCUGCCUGAGAUGAAAGAAUUACGAAACAUGAUUCACGACUUGCUUCAUGCCGAGUCCGCCGCAUCUUCCUCGCCUCUGGCAGCUUGCGCUGCACCCUCCGACAACACGGCCGCGACGCAUGCGUGGACGAUUCAACCGCCGACAGAAGCUUCUCUUUGCGCGCUGCUUCCUGAGAGACUCGCGAGGGCCUUUCGACUCCUUCCCGCUUACGCGCGCAGAUCGCUCAUGCUUCAACAUGACUGUCGGGGACGGCCACUGCUCCCCACCAUCGAAGCCGAGGCUUUGCUUGCUCAGAGAGUCGAAAAGGAACUCAGAAAAAGAAAAGCUGCGGGAGACGCGCGCUGCGUUGAAACCUUUACUUACCGCCUGCAUUACCUCGGCCAAGAGGGCCGCUGCCCUCUUCCGACGCGCUUCGACUGCACCUUGGGGUACGCCUUAGGCACUGUGGCAGGCGCCAUCGUCUCUUUUGGCUUGACUGGAUACAUGGCAUGCGUCCGAAACAUCCACUUGCCUCUGGACUGCUGGGAAGCAUGCGCCCUUCCUCUCGUCUGUCUCCUCAGACCUUCCUCUCGAGUGCCCUCUGCACCUUCUGCUUCUGCCUCGAAACCUUCUGCAUCUUCUGUCGGACCUGCUGGACCUGCGACGGGUGAACCGUCCACUGGCGCGUCUUUGUCUGACCCAGCUGAGAUGUUUGCUGGGUCUUCGGGGUCCCCGUUUUUGCCGCGAGAAGACACACAAAGCAUGGCGAGUAGCAGGCGGGAAACGAAGGAGGCAAAUGCUGAAGGUGGGGGCGGCUCUGCGUCUCGGCAGACAGUGAGGAGACCUUCAAACACUGGCGGAUUAGCGCGGCUCAAUCACCAUCAGCAACUGUCAGUGCCGACAAUUCCUCCCUAUCGACUCGCGGCCAACAGCAACUUGUUUCGCUGUUACAAACGCGUCAAAGACUCCUGGAAGGUCUACUGUUUGUACAGGAGCCCGGGACCCGUGAGUUUUGCGCCGACGUCUCGCCUGGCGCUGACGCUUUGUUCCGCGUGUCACCGGUACCUGAGUCUUUGUAUCUGCGCGUCUGGACGUUCUUUCCACGCUCUUUGUCCAGAUUCCUUCUCGUCGGGGACUGCACGUACUUCUUGCGAGGGAGGCGAGACGCCGCGGCCUUCUGCUGCAUGCAGGUCGUCUCUCAGCCCCGCGUCCGGGCGAUGGACAGAAGACGCUAAGACGGGAGGAGGCUCGCGAGCUGAUGCAGAGCCGAAACGGCGGACAGCGGUUGGCGGGGAGGACGAGGAUAUGGAAGAGAGUCUCAGACGAAAGCGACAGCUGCUUCUCUCGACGGAAGUCCAUGACGAGAGUAUUCCCUUGAUGCUGGUUGCUCAGUUCUGCUCCCCGCUGGAAACGCUGCUGCGAGUCCAGCCUUUGAAGCUGAAGAAGUCAAAGUUCACUGAGCUCUUCGCAUCACCAGAGUUCGGCAGGGCCUCAACGGGUGUCGCCUCACGCCGCGGUCUCCUGCAACUCGCGAGCGAUCCUAUCUGGAGUCGAACGCGGAGCUCUGAGCCUACGCAUGCAGGCUUCAAUCUUUUGAAGGACUCCACCCACCCGAGGCCGCACCCCCCAGGCGAAGAAGGAAGGCGAAGAGAGAGCUUCACAGUGACAUCCUCAGACGCAGGCGCGGAGCCGAGAACGGACUCUAGGAAAGGCGAGGGGACACAAGGCCUACGGGUGGGAGACGGAGAAGGACCCGGAGCAACGAGGAUGGAGAUGACGAAGACAGACGAAGACCAGGGCGAGGACAUGUUCUUCGGGGCUGAAGCAGAACUGCUCGAAGAUGCCUGGACAGACAGUGAAGCCGAGCAUGCAGAGGAACGUGUGUUUCCGCUCGAACCCCCCACCCUCUUCCUCAACUGCAGGAGACGUUGUCAGCUUUCGUCGUUUCAACUACGUCGUCUCGAGUAUAAGCCGAAGCUGCCAGCAGUUUUCUUCCAGCCCUUUACUUUGGCGUGCAUGGACAUCACCGCGGUGAUUUCUUCGAAUCCGGUUCUACUCCAGAGGGUUUUUCCUCUGACCCACAACCUGCGAGCGAUCGACGUCGUCCCGAUGAAGCAGCUUCUGGAGGCAGAUCCGUGGACGCCGGCGCCCCUUCCUCCUUCUAGCUGUCUCCUCCGUUUCUGGCGUUCGCCUGGGUCCCGAGACUCCUCCUCUUCUCCGGCCGCAUUGCCUCCACCCUGUCUGCCUUACCAUCUGAAGCGCGCCGCGAAACGCGCGAACGCAGGGGUGAACGACGCAUGCGACGCGCCCGCAGGCGCCGCAUGCUGCGGGGGCGAAGAGAGGGCCUCGGGCCAGGGAGACUGCGGAGAAGAAGGAGACAGGCAGAUCUCAGGUGGCGAGGCGCCGGUCGCCACAGUGGGGGCCGCCGAAAGGAGGGAGGAGCGAGAGCAGGAAGGGAAGGCCGUGAGGGACGAGCCUGCCAGAGAGGCGAGAGAGGGAGACGACUGCGGAGAAUUCGAAGGGGCACAGAAGCGAGGAGACGACAGGCAACAUGGCGAGGGCGACCAACGGUUCGGGGACGCAAAGCCUUCGCAGAGCGAAGGAAGCGAAAACAGGAAACGCGAGUGUCGUUUUGAACAGCCAGUUUCCGCCAGGCCCGUGUCUCCGACGCCGGGACUCGCGGCGGACGCGCUGAGAUCUGCAGCAGCGAGUCCACGGAGAGGCGGGAACUAUGAAGGAGACAUGGAUGGCCUUCGCAGGACAGAAGAAAAAAAACUUGCUCCGCCCCCUCAGUUUGUCGGUGUCCAUCGUGGCGGCUUGGCGCUUCGAGCUGACGCAGAUCUGGGAGAGGCACUUCAGUUCGACGCGCACGAGACCGCAAAUUCGGCGGCGCCUUUCUUCGCGAACCCCCUAGGCCCUCUGCCAGGUUCCUCGGUCUACCCUGCCCCGCUUUUGCCUGUCUCCUUGGAGGCGGAGAAACCGCGGCGCGUUUCGCCCUAUCCCGCAGCCUUCCCCUCUGUGCCCUUCGGGGCGUCCAUGCCUGGGGGCCCUCAGCCCCCAUCGGAGACACGCGGAGGCCUCGAGGUAAGUCCGAGAAAGCGAGGCCUAGAAACCGGCAAACACCCGCUCCCGGAGUCGACGCCUCUCGCGCCGUCAGGGACGCGGGCCCCCGUGGGCUCUCGGGGGCGCGCGGGGGGCUGCGUGGAGGGGACUGUCCCCAUUUUCGCGCGCCCCGCGGCGGGGGCAGGCGAGCCCCCGCGUUUCGGAAGCGAAGCGGCCGCGGGUGAAGCUGGGGCUUGGAGACACGCCGUGGGUUCCACGGGGCCGGCGACCAUGGCCCGAAUCAUUUCGCCUUCGCUGGUGGCCGUCCCGGCGACGGAGACGUUCGGACGACCCUCGACCAAAGCCUUCGGUACUUCGAGAAGCGGGAGUAGGACUGGAGAAAGGGCAACAGGCAGAGACGAAGGAGAAGAGACAGAGAGAGCAGGAGGCCGCGCCUGUGGGGAAGGAGGAGAAGCAGAUAGCGGGACAGCGAAGAAGGCCACAGUGAGCAAGUCCAGAGCCUCGUGGAAGCGCGAAGGCGGCUCAACCCCAGAGCAGGAUACCGGGCAUCUUCAUUUGCAUUCGUUGGGCCUCAUUCGCGCCGCUUCAGCCCCGCAGAGAGAUUUCCCGAAAGUCGAGGAAGAGGAGACGUUCCAGUCAUCGCAUUGCACCGCCUCUCACUCGACAGCUGACCCAUCUGUAGCUCUGCGGCGAGGCCCCCACAGCGCCAGAAGUUCCCACGAAGGCUCUCUCGCCCGCUCCGGCGCCGCGGCUCCGUCCCCGCCCCUCCAGGCGCCGACUGUGUCCGAUGGAGCCCAACUGGUGCGGCCACCGGUUCCGGUCGGGCCGGCACUCUUCAGUGACUUGGCCCCGGGGUCUCACGAGGCGCACGGGCAGCCCCCCCCAGGAGGCACAGGCAAGGCCCAAAGCUGGUCUGGCCCUUCUGAGACGGCGGGUGCAGUCGCGAAGGAAGGCAACCUCCAUCAGCGUCCCCACACGAAUGCUGAAACUGGAAGAGACACGAAAGCCCCCCACACAACAGAGAUGCAAAGGGGAGAAAGCGCGGGAACAGAGUUGAGCGCGGAGGGAGAGAGGCCGGCAAGUUCUCCAGGUGUCGGAGAGAAGAGAUGGGCGGCAGGCACGUCUCCUGCUGCUCGAGUUAGGUUUCCUUCCUUCGUCGCUUCUUUGUUAAGAGGCGAUGGCGCACACAGAGGUGGACGCAGCGCCGUCGAGAGCACUGCGGCUUCGGGCAUCGUGAGAAGAAACACGCGAAUCGAUUUGCAAGGUUCUGCGUCGCCUGUGGUGAUGCUCCGCUACGAGACUGCACGGGCCGACUCAAGUCGCCGGCUGGAGAGAGGCGACAGCGCCAAGACGCGCGUUGUGCUUGACGAGGUCUGUCAGGGCCGUCGCCCACCCACAGAGGGCCGCUGCCGAAGUCUGUCGCCUUUCCGCGACCCCAGAGAACCUUCCGGUCUAGACACCGGGAACCAGCCGCCUUGGAGACUCGAAGGUGACAGCGAGGAGCGAGGUGCUCCGUUGCCGCGAUCAGGCCCAAGCGCGGACGGCAAGAAGCCCGCUGCUCCUUGUGCCGGGCAUUUCUCUUCUUCUUCCUUCGCGUCUGCCGCUUCUGCUGAGGCCGCGAAGCUGCGAGGCGGCGAGGAAGAUUCAGACGAGGCCGCGCCCAAAGACGGUUUGCAGGAAGGAGACAGAAGCGAGAGAGAACACGCAGAACGGAGAGAAGAAAGGGACGAGAGAGAAGGAAAGAGAGAAGAAGCCAACGCUCGGGGAACCCCACAGCCAACAAAGGCGGACGAGGGGUACAUCGAGCCCAAACUCUGUCUGAGCAGAAAAUCGUCGCGAGUCAAUCUUGUCGAGAGCCAAGAGCCUCUCAGGAUUGCUGUCUGUUUCUUUGGGCGGCAAGCCCCCGGAGGUUUGAACGCAGUCAUGGGCGUUUUGGAGUACUUGGAAAAUUUGUCUCCCAAGGGCAUUUGCAUUGGCAUUCUUGGAGGCAUCCUGGGUCUCGUUCACGGCUGGUACACAAUCGUGGACAGGCGGUCGUUCUCCCUGUUUCGGAACCAAGGCGGCCUCGACCUCUUGUGCAGAACAACGGAACAUUUCAGCAACGAAUUCGAGCUGCAGCAAUGCAUCAAAACAAUCCAGGCCCUCCGACUUGAUGGCCUCGUCGUCCUCGGAGGGACCAGCGCUGUCAGCGACGCUGCCAUCCUGACUGAGCACCUCCUCGACUCGGAUACACAAACCUGUGUCGUCGGCGUCCCCAUGACGGUCGACAACGGUGUGCCGUUCAUUGAAGCAUGCCUCGGUCACGACACAGUCUGUCGUGUCUUCAACAGCAUCAUCGGCAGCUUGAUGCACGAGAGUCGCAGCUCAAAGUGUUGGUAUUUUAUCCGCGUCUCCGGCAAAUGUCUCUCCCACCUGGCUGCGGAAUGUGCACUCGACACGCACCCGAACUUGGUCCUUAUCAACGAAGAAAUCGAGCAGAAGCGCAUGGGGGCGAUGGCGUUAACGAAUUUGAUCAGCGAUAUCGUGGAGACGCGCGCCGGCCUGGGCCUUCACUACGGGACCGUCCUUCUUCCCGACUCUCUCCUGGCGCAUUUGCCGGAAAUGCACAUGCUCAUCAACGAAGUGGAUGCAUGUUUCGAAAGUGGUUUUUAUGCUCAAACUGAAGAAGGCCUUGAACUCCUUCGGGCGCGGCUCACGCCAUGGAGCGCCGCCCUCUUCAGCAGUCUCCCCAAGGCGAUCCAGUGGCAGCUUGCUUUCAACAAAGAUCAAACAUACCGGGUGGAUCUCACGGCCAUUGACACAGAAGUCUUGUUGAAGCGCCUCGUCGAGAGAGAGCUGGCGAGGCGCAAGAGCAUCGGAGCCUUCCGCAAGGGACAGUUUCUAUGCAAGACUCAUUUUCUUGCGUACCAGGGGCGCUCUGCGGCGCCGACGAUCUUCGAUGCUGAUUUGGGGUUCUCCUACGGCUACACCGCGGCGGUGUUGGUGGAUGGCGGCUGCACAGGCUACAUGGCGCAGAUCAGCAACUUGGUUGGACAGCCUGCGGAAUGGUCGGUUAGCGCAGUGCCCUUUACAUGUUUAGUCGACGUACAGCCGGUGAAAACGUCGACAGUCACGCCCCUGCACCACAAGGUUGCUCAUCUGCGACAGGGUCACCUUCACCAACAUGGCCGCCAGGUCUGGUCCCCUGCGCAGGCGUCGCCGGCGACGCAUGAGACCCACCACUACUGCGGUCCUGCCUUAGGUCGCGCCGGCUGUUCUGCGUCUGCUCACACAUCCGAAGAAUCCUUCAAGUGCGAAAGCGACAUGCGGGGCUCUUCUUCCUCUUCUUCUUCUUCCUCUUCUUCUUCUUCCUCUUCUUCUUCCUCUUCUUCUUCCUCUUCUUCUUCGGCUGUCGUGUUGAUGUUUCGGGUGGAAGUGCCUUUGCAGAAGCUGUCUCUGCAGGGGGGCAUGUUUCGAACGCUCGCGCUGUCGCGGGCCGAGUGGGCUCUUGGGGACUGCUUCUCCAAUCCAGGUCCUGUCCAAUAUGAAGGCGCCGCGAGUCGCGUGCGGCUCAACUCCCUUCGGCUCCCCUCGACAGACCCCACAGUGAAACUCAAGAAGAUUUCUCAGCUCUGCAGCCAGGUAAAAAGCUUGUGCAGCGUGAUGGCGACGCCUCCCCUGUUGAAGACGGCGGAGUCUUCUCUUCACAGCAUCGUGGAGGUUCUUUCAACUCUAUCCAGAAGUGAAAGAAACCAACAAAUGCAGUUCUACGACAUUUCUCAUGUGCUCGCUCAGCGCUGCACAACCAAGGCUUGGCUGUCGGCGGCGGAGUCUCUGCCGCUGUCAAAUUGGCCUUCUCCGCUUCCGGGAUCGUUCCCCGGCGCGGGGCAUCCAGACCGCUGUGGCCCAGGCGGCCCGCCAGCUGGCAGUUGUGUUCUUUCUUCCUCGCCCCCUCCCUUUCAGGACUGGUUUCAGUUCUCGGUGUCGCCGCCGGCUUCCUCUGCGGCCUCUGCGGGUCUCCCCACGGGAGGAGCUGGCCUCGACGCCUGGACGCCGGCUGCGACCUCCGCUGGGGUUCUCUCUGCCGGUCCGUUCGAUGUUUUUCGACGCCAUGAGCGAACCUCAGAGAAGGGCAGAGAGCCACACGUCGCACACGAAGCCGCAGAGACUCUCCAUGCGGAAUUCGAGAGAAGCCGCGGCUGCCGAGAACAGAGGCCUGGCUCUCUGGUCUCCCUCGCAACGCUCGCGGCUCGGCCUUCUCGUGCUCGUGUGGGACGCCGCGACUGGGCGGAAGGAGACAGCGAAGCGGCACCGAGGGGCAGCGAGGAGACCGGCCGGGCCUUCGCCCAGGAGACAGGAGCCGCAGGCGGCGGAGCCACCGAACCUUCCAUUUCGAGAGAAGAAGAAAUGGAGACUCUCUGGAGUGGGGACGCCCACGCAGGCACCCGGCGCCUCCCCAGCUUUUCUCUCGUCUGUCUCAACAAGGCAUCGAGCAAUUACGCCGCCCAACACUUCCAGGAGCGACGCUGAAAGUGCAGAAAGUCCGAAACGAGGAGAGAGAAAAAGAUCGUUAAUGGAUCGAUAAUGGAUCGUUAAUGGGAU